AUGGCAGACAACGACUCGACCAGCGCAACCAGGCUCGCACGCCAGCGCUCAACCUCGUCAGAGAUCCACCAGUCCCGCCUCUCUGCCUCCGGACAGCUCAUCGUCGUCGCGAACCGCCUCCCCGUAACCAUCACCGCAGACAAGGAUGCGCCGGGAGGGUACCGCUUCUCUGUCUCGAGCGGUGGACUCGCCAGUGCGCUCGCAGGUGCAAAGAAGAAGAUGGACUUUGUCUGGAUCGGCUGGCCUGGCUUCGACGUCCCCGAGAUUGACCGCGAGUUCAUCACCAAGAAGCUCCAGACCGACUUCUCCUGCAUCCCCGUCUACCUCUCCGCCGAGGUCGCAGAGCGCUUCUACAACGGCUUCUCGAACAGCAUCCUCUGGCCCUUCUUCCACUACCACCCGGGAGAGAUCCAGUUCGACGAGACCGACUGGCUCGCGUACCGUCAGGCCAACUUGCUCUUCGCAGAGGCCGUUCAGAAGGAGGUCAACUCGGGCGACAUCGUCUGGGUGCAAGACUACCACCUCUGCCUCGUCCCCGUCUUCCUUCGCGACCUCCUCGGCCGAGACCCGGCCUCGAUGGGCGAGCACGGCCAGCGCGACGUCAACGCCAUGUUCGAGGGCUUGACCCUCGGUCCCCAGGCUGCGAGCAAGCCCGGCUCAAACAACCCCGCCGGCAUCAACGGCACGCACGGCACCAACUACGUUGGAGACGUCCAGAUUGGCUACUUCCUCCACACUCCCUUCCCUAGCUCUGAGGUCUUCCGCACCCUCCCCGUCCGCCGCGAGAUCCUCCUCGGUAUCCUCAACUGCGACCUCAUCGGCUUCCACACCUACGACUACGCCCGCCACUUCAUCUCGUCGUGCUCGCGCCUUCUCGGCCUCAAGUGCACCCCGAACCGCAUCGAGCUCGUCGGCCGCCACGCCUCGGUCGGCACGUUCCCGAUCGGUAUCGAGCCGAGCCAGUUCGACGAGUCCCUCGAGAAGGAGGAAGUUCAGCAGCGCAUCUCGACCCUCCGCCGUCGCUUCGAGGGCGUCAAGCUCAUCGUCGGUGUCGACCGUCUCGACUACAUCAAGGGUGUCCCGCAGAAGCUCCACGCCAUGGAGGUCUUCCUCGAGGAGCACCCCGAGUGGAUCGGAAAGGUCGUCCUUGUCCAGGUCGCCGUUCCUUCGAGGCAGGACGUCGAGGAGUACCAGAACCUCCGCGCGUCCGUCAAUGAGCUUGUCGGUCGCAUCAACGGCCGAUUCGGAACCGUCGACUGGAUGCCUAUCCACUUCAUGCACCGCUCGGUACCCUUCACCGAACUCACGGCCCUCUACACCGUUUCGGACGCUUGCUUGAUCACCUCAACUCGCGACGGCAUGAACCUUGUCGCCUACGAGUACAUCGCCUGCCAGCGGGACAAUCACGGCGUUCUCAUCUUGUCCGAGUUUGCGGGAGCAGCGCACUCGCUCAACGGCUCGCUGAUCGUCAACCCGUGGAACACGGCCGAGACGGGCGAGGCGAUCCACCAGGCGCUGACGAUGCCGGCCGACGAGAGGGAGGAGAACCACCGCAAGUUGUACCGCUACGUCUCGCAGUACACCGCGAGUCACUGGGGUACCGAAUUUGUCGCCGAGCUGCAGCGCGACCGAGCGGAGCGGAGGGCGAUUGCCGAGGGCAAGGAAGGCGACGAGAGUGCGCAGGCUGCGCAACUCAGGCGUCAGGGCUUGCAGUUGACGGGCAAGGCAUAG
Rhodotorula toruloides NP11 is the source of this 1731-nucleotide messenger RNA. RefSeq names its product alpha,alpha-trehalose-phosphate synthase, glycosyltransferase family 20 protein. Gene Ontology annotation, biological process: cellular response to heat; trehalose biosynthetic process. Bases 1 to 1731 code for a protein of 576 amino acids. The transcript is spliced from 10 exons. The record is from RefSeq and is a predicted model, not a curated record. Gene Ontology annotation, molecular function: catalytic activity. Gene Ontology annotation, cellular component: cytosol; alpha,alpha-trehalose-phosphate synthase complex (UDP-forming). Lineage: Eukaryota; Fungi; Basidiomycota; Microbotryomycetes; Sporidiobolales; Sporidiobolaceae.